This is a messenger RNA of Ziziphus jujuba (common jujube), 2171 nucleotides long. Its product is annotated as protein DETOXIFICATION 12-like. The transcript has 7 exons. Gene Ontology annotation, molecular function: xenobiotic transmembrane transporter activity; antiporter activity. Gene Ontology annotation, cellular component: membrane. The coding region runs from base 561 to 1949 and encodes 462 amino acids. The record is from RefSeq and is a predicted model, not a curated record. Lineage: Eukaryota; Viridiplantae; Streptophyta; Magnoliopsida; Rosales; Rhamnaceae. Gene Ontology annotation, biological process: xenobiotic detoxification by transmembrane export across the plasma membrane.
GUUCUGAAGUAACUUAUCAAUCAAACUAAUGUCCACUGAGUUUGGACUUAUUAGAAUGGACUGCACAUUUACAACUGGUUGAAACAGAUUAAUUAUUAGUAUAGAAUAGAACUAAUUUCAAAAUAACAUAAGAUUAUCUUCUUCUUCUUUUUUUCUUUUUUUCUUUUUAUUUAUUUUUUUUCCCCUUAGCCUUGAUAGCGCACUCAUACAGUAGGAUACGACAAACUCUGUGGAUGAGAUCAACGGUGGAAGAUCCACCCACCAAAACAAAAAAUCAUACAUCCAUGCAUCAUAAUUGAUUACGAAAAGCAAUUCCAUUUGAUAGCAAAGCAAGACUAGAGAUAAGAAAAUAAUCGGACAGUAAGAAAAGAAAAAAAAAAAAGUGAAAAAUGAAGCACUUUAAUUUUCUUUUCUUUGCAUUUCUCUUUCAUUGAGCGAAUCUUUCAUUCAGAUUAAGAGAUGACCUCUCUUGUCAUGCAUCUUUUUAUUAUAAAAAAGAUAAGAGGUACGCAAUAAGGAGAUUGGAUUGGAGUAUAGUACUGGUCUUGGAGAGAAUUGUAAUGGCAAAUUUGGUAGGAAAUUGGAGAAUUAGUGAGUUUGCCAAGGAGCUGAAGAAGGUGAGCUUCAUGGCAGCUCCAAUGGUGGGACUGAUGGUGAUGCAUUACCUCUUUCGAGUUGUUGCAGUUAUGAUGGUUGGACACAUCGACCAACUCGCACUUUCUGGAGCCUCCAUGGCUAACUCUUUCACUAGUGUUACUGGUUUCAGCUUUCUUCUUGGAUUAGCAAAUGGAUUGGAGACGCUAUGUGGACAAGCAUAUGGGGCAGAACAGUAUCAUAAACUUGGAAUUUAUACUUACACAUCCAUUAUCUCUCUCAUUUUUGUCUGUUUUCCAAUUUCAAUUAUAUGGAUUUUUACAGACAAAAUACUGAUUCUGAUGGGCCAAGACCACUCGAUUUCAGUAGUAGCACAAAAAUAUUCAAUUUAUCUCAUCCCUAACCUAUUUUGCUAUGCAAUUCUUCAAUCUUUGAUUCGCUAUCUACAAACCCAGAGCUUGAUACUUCCAAUGUUGUAUAGCACAUUAGCAGCUCUGUGUUUACAUAUACCUCUUUGUUGGGUCUUGGUUUUUAAAUUGGAAUUAGAAAUUACGGGAGCGGCAUUAGCCAUUAAUAUAUCUUAUUGGAUCAAUGUCAUUUUGCUUGGAUUCUACAUCAAGUUUUCUUCAGCUUGUGAAAAAACUCGACCUGUUUUUUCAAUGGAGGUUUUCUUGAAAAUCAAGGAGUUCUUUCGGUUCGGUAUUCCUUCGGCUUUGAUGGUUUGUCUUGAAUGGUGGUCAUAUGAGGUUAUCAUUUUGCUUGCUGGGCUUCUUCCAAAUCCCAAACUAGAGACUUCAGUUAUUUCAAUAUGCUUUUCAAUCACCUACUUGCAUUCCUUCGUACCGUACGGAUUUGGGGCCACAGCAAGCACUCGUGUUUCAAAUGAAUUAGGAGGUGGGAAUUCAGAGGCAGCAAAAGUGGCAGUGUUUGCUGUGAUGUUACUUGCUGUUGUGGAGAUUGUGAUAGUAAGUUCAACUCUCUUCAUUUGUCGCCACGUUUUGGGAUAUGCAUUCAGCAACGAGAGGAAGGUUGUAGAUCAUGUUGGUGAUAUGGGUCCUUUGAUCUCCCUCUCAAUUAUAAUGGAUGGCCUACAAGCUGUACUCUCAGGGGUUGCAAGAGGAACAGGGUGGCAAAAUGUUGGAGCCUUUGUAAAUCUUGGAGCAUAUUACUUGGUUGGAACCCCACUGGGUGCUGUAUUGGCUUUCGUUGUACAUUUAAAAGGGAAAGGUCUUUGGAUUGGUUUGGUCACAGGAUCUACGGUGCAAGUUGGCUUGCUUGCUCUCAGAACAAGUCUCACCAAUUGGCCAAAACAGGCAUCAAAAGCAAGAAAUAGAAUAUUUGAAACAGCUUCAUAAUAUAUGUUAUUGAGUUAUUUGAGCAAAAUUAGACGUUGAUCAAGGCAAGGACUAGUUCAUCAGUUUUCCUUCAAUUCUAGAUGUGGCUGUCGGGGAUAUUCAUCACUGUUAUACAAAGAUUGACAUCUGGUUUUACUUUGUAUUUAUUUUUAUGGAGUAUUUGGUAAAAAAGAAAAUAAUUGAAGGAAAUUGAUUUUUGGGAAUCAGUUUUUCUGAAAAUAA